This is a messenger RNA of Triticum turgidum subsp. durum (durum wheat), 3579 nucleotides long. NCBI's taxonomy places the organism in Eukaryota, Viridiplantae, Streptophyta, Magnoliopsida, Poales, Poaceae. The record is from the annotation of a GenBank genome assembly.
AUGAUGACGCAAACCCUGCAAGGGAUCCAGCAGCAGUAUGCACCAAGUGGCUUUACUGUCCAGAAACCUCGCACACAGACUGCAGCGCAAGUUCUCCAGCUGGAUAAUAUGGAUUCAGAUACUUCUCCAGUCCGUCUCGUGAUCAAACAUAGAAUUGCAAACUACCUGCAAAGAAGAGAGGAGUUCUACAACUUGGACACACGCUAUCUUGUGGCAGUUUCAAAAAGUAUUGACGAGCAGCUUUAUAAGGAUGCUGAAUCAAAGAUCCAAUACAUGGAUUUUGAAACUUUAGAAGUUAGGGUAAAUGCUCUUCUCAGUUGUGGAUCAUUUGGCAACAGUAUAUAUGCUUGGGCUUCUUCAGCAGCUUUACCGACAUCAUACCCAGGACAGCUUGGGGUAGAAGCAACAGAUUCAAGUAUACAUCAUGUGUUUUAUCCUCAGGGAUUUGCACCAACUAAUCAUCAUGAAGUUGCACCAACUAAUCAUCAUGAAGUUGCCACCGACUUUGCUCAUUCUUCAGCUGAUAACAUUAAACGGAGUCCUGAAAGCUUAGCAAACACCACUGCUGCACCAUGUAUGUCAUCACUACCAAAAUAUAGUUCCUGUCCUGCUGGAGAUUUCAGUGGUGGAGCGCCUACUGGCCAUACAGAAGACCAUUUCCCAGGUGAUGCUCAUCAAGUUGGUAGUCCACAACCAUCGACAUCUGGUAGUUCCAGUUCUGUGUCUGGGAUGUGUGACCGAACCACUAAUUUUACAAAUAACAACAGAUAUUCCACUGGCCAAGUAUCAUCGUCUCUACAGUACAGAGAAUGCAAGGAAAUGUUAUAUACUUGGAGUCACCCAAUAGAGCAAUCAGAUCAGUCAAAUAUUACAGCUGGAGGCCAUGACUUGUACUCUGGUAAUUGUGUCACUGUAAGAGAGGUAGUGGGGAGAGCUGAACAGACAUCAAAUAGCACUGUAUCAAAGCCAAAUUCACCUGCUUCAGAUGAAUCUUCUGGCAAGCAUCAUCCGGCAAAACGAUUAAAGGUUAAUUACCCCAUUCCUGUCCAUGCCGAUGAAAUAGAGUUUCCAAAGGAACAACAGCCUGCUGCCAAUGGGCCUCAUGCAUCUUCUGAAACAGUAAAGUCUGAAACCACAGUAUUAUCUAUGAAGUCGCCAUCUGGCUGUUCCUUGCAGGACAGCAAUGCUAGCAAUACCAUGGAGAAUUUUAGGUUGCAAGAGACUGCUGUGCAAGCUGAAGAAGGGUUGUGUUAUGAAAAUGGUGACAUCGAGAUGAAGGACUCUAAGCUUAGCCCAGUGGAUCAAACAUCACUAGUAGCCAGCCUAACUACAAGGAAGAAAAGAGGGGGCUCAAUACUUUAUCCUUUAACUGCUGAGGAGCUUAGAGAUCACAUGAGAAGUCUGGGCCAGCAUAUUUUUCCGAACAAGGCGAUUACAGAAGAGGACCAGUCAGGCUUGCCUGACCAAAAUACAUGCAACUUAUGUGGGAUGGAGCGGCUUCUUUUUGAACCUCCUCCACGAUUCUGUGCUCUGUGUUUUAAAGUAAUAAAUUCGACGGGAUCCUAUUAUGUUCCUGUGGAAAAUGGAAGUGAUAAGACUUCAAUAUGUGCCAAAUGUCACCACCAUGUUAGUAAUGCAAAAGCUAAAUAUGAAAGGAGAUCCAAUUAUGCAGAAACAGAUGCCGAGUCUGAAUGGUGGGUUGCGUGUGAUAAGUGCAAAGCGUGGCAGCAUCAAAUAUGUGCCCUUUUUAACCCUAAGGUUAUGGAGGAGGGGGUGGAGUAUACAUGUGCGAAAUGUUUAUUGAAGGAGAAGGAUAGCGGAGAUAAAAAUUUGCUGGAGUCAUCUGCUGUUCUAGGAGCAUUAGAGUUACCAAGAACUAAACUGAGCGAUCAUAUCGAGCAGAGACUUUCAGUGCGGCUUGAGCAUGAGCGGCUGCAGAGGGCAAGGGCUUCAGGAAAAAGUGUUGAAGAGGUACCUGAAGUUGAAGGUCUUACUGUUAGAGUGGUUUCUUCUGCUGCAAGAGUACUUCAAGUCCUACCACGUUUUCGGGAUUUUUUUAAACAAGGAAACUACCCUGGUGAAUUUCCGUACAAAUCGAAGGCCAUUCUCUUGUUUCAAAAGAAUGAAGGCGUGGAUGUUUGUCUGUUUGCCAUGUAUGUACAAGAGUAUGGUUCUGCUAGCCCCUCACCAAAUCAAAGGCACAUUUAUCUUGCAUAUAUCGAUUCGGUCAAGUACUUCAGGCCUGAAAUCAAAUCUGCAAGUGGCGAAGCUCUCCGUACCUUUGUGUACCAUGAAAUUUUGAUUGGCUAUUUGGAUUACUGCAAGAAACAAGGGUUUGUAAGCUGCUCCAUAUGGGCUUGUCCAUCUACAAAGCGUGAUGAUUAUGUUUUGUAUUGUCAUCCCACGGCACAAAAAAUGCCGAGGUCUGACAAACUUCGGAGCUGGUACCAGAACUUGAUCAAGAAGGCUGUUAGGGAGGGUGUAGUUGUGGAGCGUAACACGCUGUACGAUUUUUUUCUUCAGCCUACCAGUGAAUGCAAGGCCGUUAUUUCUGCAGCAUGCUUGCCAUAUUGUGAGAAUGAUUUCUGGCCUGGGGAAGCAGAGAAACUCCUCGAGAAGAAAGACGACGACACCUCGCAGAAGAACGACAUACAAGCAGGAAGGGCCCUACGGGUUGCCAAACGUGAUGACAGGAAAGGGAACCCUGAGGAUAUCUUGUUAGUGCACAAACUUGGAGAAAAGAUGAGAACAAUGAAAGAAGACUUUAUUAUGCUUUGUCUGCAGCAGUUUUGCAAGCAUUGCCACCAACCUAUUUUAUCUGGUAAAAGUUGGAUGUGUACUUGCUGCAAAAACUUCCAUCUUUGUGACCAAUGCCAUGCAGAGGAGCUAAGUGCCCCACAAAAGAACAGGCAUCCAGCUGCAACAAAACAAAAGCAUGCCUUUCAAAGAAUAGAGGAAGAACCUCUCCCAGAGACUGAUGAUGGAGAUCCAACAAUGGAAAGCAAGUAUUUUGACAGCAGAACAGAUUUCUUGAAGCAUUGUCAAGACAAUCAAUACCAGUUUGAUACACUCCGACGGGCAAAACACUCAACAAUGAUGAUUCUUUAUAAUCUACAUGAUUCAGCUUGCUCUGCUUGUCACCGGGCAAUGGAUCAACGCUUUGCGUGGCGGUGCCUGGUUUGCGCAGGCUGCAAGUUUUGUGAUUCAUGCUAUAAACAAGACGGCGAAAAUUUGCACAUACAUAAACUCAAACAGGCGGACAAUCAGCAACUACUGCCAAACUACACUCUGCAGGACUACCUUGAGAGCUUGGUGCAUGCAUCAAAAUGCUUCCACGAUCCGCAUAAUUGCAGUUUCAAACUGUGUGUUACAAUGAAGAAGUUGUUCUACCAUGGUGUACGAUGUGCUAUCCGGAACCAAGGAGGUUGCAGGAAUUGUGUCUUCAUGUGGAGACUUCUGCUCACUCACUCAAAACAGUGUGAUCACGGGGACUGCUCAGUUCCCAGAUGCAGGGAUCUAAAAGAAUUCAUGGGCAAGGCCAAAAUGCUUACUACUGGAGCCUGUGCCAUGGAAUGCUAG